UUUUCCAUAUACCACAGUCAUUAAAAACUAGCCAGCAGAGAAUUUAUUGCUCACCAAAAUUUAAAUAGCAUGCUUUAAAAAAUACAAAUACACUUUCACUGAAGGAUCGGUGAGUAAACAGUUAAACGAAGAAAAAAAAGAAAAGAUUUGCAGACAAUGAAUAAAUACCAGCCUGUUUGAAAUAAUAAUAUUGAGCACAAUGUAAACAACGAUCAUAACUGCCUGCAGAAAUCUUCUGAAAGUGUGUCUCAGAAUAUAAAGAAUAUCGUUAUCAAUUCAUUUAUAAAGCAAUAUGCCCUUUCGGAAACUUAUGUCACACAGGGAGGUGAAUGAUUAUGUGAAAGAAACUCGCCGAUAUUACUUUCAUUCUUUGAGAAGAAAAAAAACUGUGAAAUUUGUGACACUAUUAAACAAUGUACAUGUUUAUGUUGAAGGAAUCGAAAUGGAAUUAGGAACAGAACAGAACAGAACAGAAGUUUAUUUACAGAAAGACUUGAACAUUAAACGUUCAUCGUCAUAUAUAUACAUUACAAACAUGCAUGAUUAUAGCGGAAGGUUAAAAUAUAUAUUUUAUGGAAAUAAUAUGAACACAAAUAUACACAUACAAUAAAUCUGAAUACUGAUAUGUUUUAUGGAAUUAGGGAAUAUACGUUUUGUCAGCAUUUCUACAUCACGAAGUUAAAAAUUUGCAAAGCGCAUAGUGUUAGCAAGCGAACGUUUAUUUAAACAGUAAAGUUUGAAAAAAGGAAGAAAUCAAAUUUGAUAUCACAUUGACACGAACUAUAUUCGAUGUUGUUUAUAAAAUUAAUAAUGUGUUAAAAUGUUACAAUAACGUGGUAACUUGGCCUUUUUGUUUCCAUAUUUGCACUUUAGGAAUAUUGGAUGUCACAAAGUGAAAGCAGUAAUACAAUGGUGGCACUAAAACUAUUUACCAGUUUCGUAAUGAGAAGGGCAAUAAAUCGACAUGGAGUACCAUUUUGAAAAGCAAACAAUGCCUCAUCUUGAAAGUCAUUGAUUUCAAGUGAAGUUGUAGGAUUUUAUUAUAAAUUCAUUGAUUUGCAUAAUUUAUGUUUGCUAUAAACUCUAUUAUAAACAUAGCCGGCCACGAUCUCUUACUGACAUGCUUAUAUAAAAAUAUCAUGCAGAAUAUACUGAUAUCAAUAAAAGCUGAUUGAAGUAACACGUUGAUUCAUUUUUAUUGGAAUACAAGUUGACGAAUUUUAAUAACUUGAUGAAUGUUGAAGUGAAAUAUGAAUGAAACUUUAUAAUCAAUUGUGGAUUGUUUCUGCAAAAUGACUGAAGAAGAUAAAAUAUUAGACAGUGACGAUGAAGAUGACCAGAAGCGAGACUUUACCGCCACAAACGAUGCUAGUCAAAGAAUAUACACGAAAGCGUGCGUCCUGUUUAAAGUUACUCCUUCAACAUUUCUCUAUCGUCAUCUUACUACAAUGAAAGUACCUUUACAGAACCAUGCGAUAGGAGACGCCGGAGCAAAGGCAAUGGCUACAGCAUUAGUGGAAAACAAAAAAGUACAAAUUGUAGACCUCUCCUCAACAGGGAUCACAGCAGUGGGUCUUGGAUAUAUUCUGGAAAUGUUAGAAGAAAACACAAGCAUCACAGAUAUUAAUCUAUCCAGUAACUUUUUCAAUUCUACAGGAGCAAAACAGAUUUCCGAUGCGUUCACCUAUAAUCAAACAGUCAAAAAGUUAAAUAUUUCAGGAAAUGAAUUCAAAGAUGAAGAUUCUCGCUGUCUUGCUGAAAUUAUUGAAGAAAAUAUCACUUUACAAGUAUUGAUCAUCAGUAGAAAUGCCUUUGGUGAAACUGCUGGUACAAAUUUUGGAAAAGCUCUUGAGCACAACACCACAUUGAUACAUUUUGAUAUCAGUUGGAACCAUCUGCGACAACAGGGAGCUAUUGAACUCUGUCAUGGAUUGCAGAAUAACAAUACACUCGAGGUUUUAAACUUGAGCUGGAAUGGCUUUGGUUUGGAAGGUUGUCAUGAAAUGGGUAAAACACUAAAGAUAAAUAGAUCCCUGACAGAUCUGGACCUUUCGUCAAACAGGGUCAACUACGAUGCGUUUAAGCUACUGCUUCGUGGAUUAGUGAAAAACAAAACACUGAAAACAAUAAAGAUAGGAUUCAAUCCCAUCACUACGGACGGUGCAAUGUCUAUACUACGAGCAGUGUUAGAUGACAGAUGUAAAAGCCUCACUACCCUUGAUAUGUCGGAUGUGUCAGUUGACAAUGACUUUGUUACACUUUUGAAAAAAGUCCAGCAUAUUCGACCAUUGCACAUAACACACGGUAACCUGUUACGACAUGAUGACCUAAGAAAGGGAGACAAUCCUGUUGUCUUGGAUACCGAUGAUCCUGUUACAAUACUGUUUGAAUGUGUGAAAACAAAGAAUCUUAGACUUAUUGACCUUAUGAAGAAUCUAGAUAAAGAUAACAGUGAUACGCUGUCAAGAGAAGAGUUAAAUAGAGGACUCUCGGAAAUUGACGUUCCGCUUAGCCGACGAUCUCUUGACAUACUGAUGGAAAAGUUAGACAUGAACAAAGACGGACAAGUCGAUUUCAUGGAACUGAUGACAAAGUACAAAGAACAUGUAAGGCGUGUCACUAAAUUACAGCGGGAAGCCGAUGUAGAUCUGAAGCAUUACAAACAUUUUGACAAAUUGGAGCAGUUGAGAGAAAUGGUCCGGUUACGACUGAGUCUGACCCCAGCCGCUGGCCAAAGUCAUUGAAUUACAGAUUGUGACAAUCAAACACUUAUGUACACUAUAUAGCACCACGAAAAUGGAAACUGAUUAUAUCCAGUAACGACUGAAUAUAUCUUGUGUGUUCUGAAACUGAUGUGGAUGUUUCUGAGACUUCUGUAUAUAUUUCUUUCCUACUUUCUAUGCAUGAAAUGCUUUUGUUUGCAAUCAUUAAAAUACAAUUGUUAAAACAUGUAAUGUGACAGAUUAUGUAUCUAUACAGACUUACGUUAUACA
Messenger RNA from Mercenaria mercenaria, 2993 nucleotides. Its product is annotated as leucine-rich repeat-containing protein 74B-like. Gene Ontology annotation, molecular function: protein binding; calcium ion binding. Bases 1293 to 2744 code for a protein of 483 amino acids. The transcript has 12 exons. Lineage: Eukaryota; Metazoa; Mollusca; Bivalvia; Venerida; Veneridae. The record is from RefSeq and is a predicted model, not a curated record.